AUGACCGAAGUCCAGGCCUGUGGCGGUGCCCUGGUGGGGCAGUUACAGCUGCAGGAAGCCACGACCCGCAGAGCCGCCCGCGGGAGGGGCGCCAACCCACAAGCGGCUUCCCGGAGCAUGCGCAAAUACGGCGCCGGCGGGGGCGGGGCCUGUUGUUCGCGCGCGCGCGCGCGCGCCGGCGCUCCCGUCCCGCCUCGCUGGGGUCGGUCCCGGAAGUGCGGCGGGGUCGCGCCCACGGCCCCGGGCGCCCUGGAGCCGCCGGCCUCGGUCGCGGAGGCUGUGUCAUCCCUGACCAUCGCCGACGCCUUCGCCGCGGCCGGCGAGAGCCCCGCCCCGCCGCCCUCCGUGCUCAAUAGCAGGUUCAUCUGCUCCUUUCCUGACUGCAGCGCCAAUUACAACAAGGCCUGGAAGCUAGACGCGCACCUGUGCAAGCACACCGGGGAGGUAACCGGGCGCCGGCCAGGCCGCGGAGGGGCGUGGCGUCCAGGCCCAGGGACUCAUGACGCGGUGGCCCGCCAGAGACCGUUCGUUUGUGACCAUGAAGGGUGUGGCAAAGCCUUUGUCAGGGACUACCAUCUGAGCCGCCACAUCCUGAUUCACACUGGGGAAAAGCUGUUUGUUUGUACAGCUAGUGGUUGUGAUCAAAAAUUCAACACAAAAUCAAACUUGAAGAAACAUUUUGAACGCAAGCAUGAAAAUCAGCAAAAACAAUAUGUAUGCACUUUUGAAGGUUGUAAGAAGGCCUUUAAGAAACACCAGCAGCUGAGAAUCCAUCAGUGCCAGCACACCAAUGAGCCGCUGUUCAAGUGUGCCCAUGAAGGAUGUGGGAAACACUUCACCUCACCCAGCAGGCUGAAGCGACACAGCAAGGUCCACAAGGGCUAUAUGUGUCAAAAAGAAUGUUCCUUUGUGGCAAAAACAUGGACAGAGCUUCUAAAACAUGUGAGAGAAACCCAUAAAGAGGACAUAAAAUGUGAAGUAUGCCAGAAAACAUUUAAGCGCAAGGAUUACCUUAAGCAGCAUAUGAAAACUCACGCCCCAGAAAGGGAUGUAUGCCGGUGUCCAAGAGAAGGCUGUGGUAGAACCUACACAACCGUGUUUAAUCUCCAGAGCCACAUUCUCUCUUUUCACGAGGAAAGGCGCCCAUUUACCUGUGAACAUCCUGGCUGUGGCAAAACAUUUGCAAUGAAACAAAGUCUCACUAGGCAUGCCAUUGUGCAUGACCCUGACAAGAAGAAAAUGAAGCUCAAAGUAAAACCAUCUCGUGAAAAACGGAGUUUGGCCUCUCGUCUCAGUGGCUAUAUUCCUCCUAAAAGGAAGCAAGGACAAGGCUUAUGGGCACCUGAAACCGGAGAGACACCGAACUGUACCGAAGACAAGGUGCUCUCGCCCGUUGCGCUCCUUGCCCUCAACCAACCCUCCCCCUUUGUCUAAACGAGACCACAGCAUUCAGCUCAAUUAUUUCCGCUAAGAAGCACACUUUUCUUUAUUAAAAUCACUGAUGCACAACA
Messenger RNA from Zalophus californianus (California sea lion), 1511 nucleotides. It is a transcript of the gene GTF3A, whose product is annotated as general transcription factor IIIA. The transcript is spliced from 11 exons. Gene Ontology annotation, cellular component: nucleus. Bases 1 to 1434 code for a protein of 477 amino acids. The record is from RefSeq and is a predicted model, not a curated record. Lineage: Eukaryota; Metazoa; Chordata; Mammalia; Carnivora; Otariidae.